UAAGAAGAGUCACCACGGUAACCGUCGCGUCUAUUGCUCGUCAUCAUGGCCCAUGUUUUCAAUAUUGAGAAGUUGACAAGCACAUAGAGAACGUGUAGCAGCGAUUCGUGAAUGCUGACUUGGUUUUGAUGGUCGCGCAUAGAAAAUAACGCAAAGACAUGAAGUCAGACGUGGAGGAGUUGAUGCCCAGACUUCUGCCUGUGGAGUCCUGCGACGCAGAGGAAUUUACCUCAAACGAACCGCCAAGAAACCCUCAAGAAUAUCUCAGACAGGUCCAGAGGGAAGCGUCUCUGUGCCCAGAUGUUGUUGUGGCACAAAUUGAUCCAAAGAAGCUGAAAAAGAAACAAUCUGUAAAUGUGUCUAUCACAGGUUGUCUAGCUGCACCUCAGGGUUUCUCUCCCAGCUUGAAAUGGCAGCAACAACAAGUCAGCAAAUUUUCAGAAGUCAGACAGAGUGUUAACAAGCAUCGCCAGCAUUGGAAAUCUCAGUUUUUGGAUGAUAAUGUUGUUAUGCCUAAAAUGGAGGAUGAGGAUGGAUGGAAGAGGUUCUGCUUGGGUGAGAAUGUUUGUCUUGACAUCCAGCUGAAAGAAGACGACAAAGUUAACCCGGGUCUUGAUUACGUCAAGACUGGUUUCCCACCUUUCCUAAGCAUUGUCAGCAAACUAAACCAGUCAACCAUCUCAGCUGUGCUUGAGUAUUUAAUCAAUUGGUUUGAGGAAAGAGACUUUGUACCACAGUUGGGCAGAUGGCUUUAUGCAUUACUAGCGUGCCUUGAGAAACCGCUGCUUCCUGAAGCACAUUCCCUUAUCAGACAGUUGGCAAGACGGUGCUCUGCAGUGCGUGCCAAUCUGGAGAGCAAAGAUGAUGAUCGUUUGUCAGCUCUUAACUUGAUGAUUUGUAUUGUUGCCAGGUAUUUUGAGCAAAAUGAUUUGGCUGACAAAGAAUGAGAAGAACUUGGAAACGGAUGGAAGAGCUUUUGCGAAGAGGAAUCAUGGGAGAUACUCAGGAGAUUUUGUAAAAUAUAGAAAGACCGUAUGCAAUAUCUUGCCCAAUUGCAUUGAGUUUCAUGUAAUAUUAAACUGUUACAGCUACAAAUUACUGUCCUUUAAAACAAUGUUAUUGCCAAAUAAAACUCAAUUUCUGACAUAAAACGCAAAUAUCUUUGGCUUCUCGGUAUUUCAUUGUUGUCAACUGUGUCUGGCACAUAAAA
Labeo rohita (rohu) is the source of this 1210-nucleotide messenger RNA. RefSeq names its product gem (nuclear organelle) associated protein 2 (gene gemin2). Gene Ontology annotation, biological process: spliceosomal snRNP assembly; spliceosomal complex assembly. The record is from RefSeq and is a predicted model, not a curated record. NCBI's taxonomy places the organism in Eukaryota, Metazoa, Chordata, Actinopteri, Cypriniformes, Cyprinidae. Gene Ontology annotation, cellular component: nucleus; SMN complex; spliceosomal complex. The transcript is spliced from 10 exons. Bases 159 to 947 code for a protein of 262 amino acids.